Messenger RNA from Symbiodinium sp. CCMP2592, 2625 nucleotides. Lineage: Eukaryota; Dinophyceae; Suessiales; Symbiodiniaceae. The record is from the annotation of a GenBank genome assembly.
AUGGCCACCAACGGAGCCCCGACAUUGCGUCCACAGGCAUUGGGGCCUGAGUAUGUCAUGGGCCCACCGGUCGUGACAUUGCCGACCGAAUCGCCAUUGGAGCAAGUCCAGUGCAUUGUGAGCUCGAUUGGCGAGCACGCUCAUCCACCGCACCACCAAUUGAGGUGGAAUUCGGAGAUGGUAUUGGCUCGCAUGCGAGAAGCCAUUGCCAUUUUCUACGCCCACCUGGCGUGCAUUGCCUCGUCAUUGGAGCUGCACCAAUGGAAGACGACACUCAUUGAGACGACACAGAUCAUUGACAACUACGUCACUGUGACAUUGGGAGAAGAUGGAGGAUUCAUCCACCUCGAUUGUCCGAUCAUCAUGGAGAUUGCAGAAAUGGUGCAUGACGCAUUGGCAGCGUAUUCGCGCCAAUACGUGAGAUUCAACAAUAAGAUUGGCGGAAUUGAAGUGCAACUUGGAUGGACGAUUGGAAAUAAGUAUUCCCGGACAUUGACUCCUGACGGAUUCCAAGUUCAUUGUGGAUUCGCCAAUUGCGUCUUUCUCAACCUAUUGUGGGUUUGCAACCGCUGCAUUGGGGCGAUGCGCGAGACAGACAUUGUGGACAACAUUCCCAUCUUUUCGCCAAACUUGGCGUUUCUCAUUGUCGACAAGACAGUUGAGUGUUACAACGCAUUGAGAAGCAUAUUUACGCGUUCCAUUGCUGUGGAGGGCUUGAUGGAUUGGUUCUGCUGUAUUGCUCUUCCAGCAAGUCUGAUUGAGUCACUGAAUGCUGGAUUGACCACGGCCCAGCAAAGAGAAUUGGUGAAGAUUCUCAUUUUCAGACCAUUGAAGCGCAUGACUGAUACUCGAUUGAAGACUCCCGAUGGUGUGGGAGGCUUUGCAUUGUAUCAUAAUUGCUCUUUUCUGUCAAGCUCAUGGUGCCUAACCAUUGACAGCCAGCAGCAGCAGAUUGGCACGUACACCUACAUUCUGGAUGGAUUGGUGCGCCAACACACCAUUGUGUUGGAAUUGCCUACCUUGACUGUUGAGUCAUUGGCAUCGAUGAUUCACAACAGCAGCUAUGCGAAUUGGUUUCCAACGGAGACGGUGCAUCGCCAUUGCACCUUGCCAUUGACGCAUCUGGAGAUUGAAGGAACACCGGAAUUGUACCAUCUUUCGGAAAGUUGUGCAGAGAUUGCUGCGGAUGACAUUGCCAACAGCGCAAGUGCAGGCAUUGAUUCGAGCACAGAUUCAGUGCCAUCCUCAUUGACCAGAGAGGAGUACAACAUUAUGUUGUCUACUGCCGCUGCGAUUGCGAAGAAGCGCAAAGGAGACAAGGACAGUUGGGAAGAUUGGAACUGGCAGUUGAGAUUCUACGUAAAAAUUCAUUGUCCAUUGGCUGUGACCAUCCUGGACACUGCGUUGGCAUUGGAUAUUGCUGUAGACGAUUCAAUCAUCAGUUCAUUCUCGAGUCAAGAUUUCCCUGAAGAAAGAUUGCUUGAAUUUUCCACUGAAUUGCAUUAUUUGCUUGUGAAGAUCACGAAAGGAUUUGCGGGAAGCAUAGUCCGUACUUGCAAGCAUGAGAACGGAAUGGAAACAUUGAGCCGAAUUUUCCUUUUUGAGUUUAGGAAGGAUUUCUUCGAAGAAGAUUUCAUUGCCUUCAUUGUCUUGAAGAAGAGAUAUGAAGCAUUGUCAGGCUUUCUUCGAUUGCAUCAGGAUGCAUUGGGAACAUUCGAUCGGGCCGUUGACUUAGUCAAGAGCUAUUGCAGAAGAGAAGCAUUGGAAGAUUGCAAGAAGAAGAGAGAUUUCGAGGCCUUACUACGCGGAGAAAAGGAGAUUGAUGAGGAACAGGAUGUCAAGGAGAUUGAGGAAGCACAGGAUUCAGCGAUUCCACCACACGACGAGCUCGAGAUACCACCCAGCCUUCCACACGCUGAGGGGACGACGGUGACAUACCUCUCCCUCUCACACGGCUGCUUUGAUGUGGAGGUGACGGCGCAACACUACAUACCCACGCCACUCACAGCAUCAGCAGGUCUCCCACCGCUCCACGUGACCCAUGUGGGCCAAAGCGGGCCUGUCGCUACUGCCCCACCCUUGACAGUAGGCCUGCGCGGCCGAUUAGCUCCACUAGGGCCGCCCGACAGCUGGGUACUCAUGAUAACAUACACCCCACCUCUCGACGAAUUCUGGCCACACAGCAUGCUAGUGGCCGAGGGGGACUCCUUCUUGGUGCAACUCACACCUGAUGGAUGGCAACUGACCAUCGACAAGCAAGUACCUUCGGCAGCUCGAGAGACCAGACGGGGGGAAAAGCCUGCGCCACAGCAACAGCCAAAACCCCGUACCACUCCACCGGGGACGGGACGACCACCAACCACAGACAAGCAAGACACCGAGAAACCCACCACGGAAGCAUCGAGCAAGCAACCAACAUCCUCCUCUGCAGACACAUCAAAAUCCCCCCCCACGACCCAGGGGGAACGGCGAGUCCACUUUGCUGCCGACACACCAGAACCACUACCACCCCAGCAACGGGAGGCCAAAGCCACAGCCAGGAACUUGAUUGCUUGCGAGAUUCUUCUGGCGAGCAUUGUACUGCUUUCAACCAAGAGCAUUGGAGCAUGUGUAUUGAUCCUUUAG